Paramisgurnus dabryanus is the source of this 2466-nucleotide messenger RNA. It is a transcript of the gene tefb, whose product is annotated as TEF transcription factor, PAR bZIP family member b. Gene Ontology annotation, cellular component: nucleus. Gene Ontology annotation, biological process: regulation of transcription by RNA polymerase II. The record is from RefSeq and is a predicted model, not a curated record. Gene Ontology annotation, molecular function: RNA polymerase II cis-regulatory region sequence-specific DNA binding; DNA-binding transcription factor activity, RNA polymerase II-specific. NCBI's taxonomy places the organism in Eukaryota, Metazoa, Chordata, Actinopteri, Cypriniformes, Cobitidae.
CAUGAAUAUGUGAUGUGUUGAAUGCAGUACGCUGGAGUAGAUUGACACACGGUGUUGUUUUGCUUGUGUUUUAUUGCGCAGAGACGACACAGAUUUAACAGACAGAUACUGCAGUGAUGUCCGGACAGAAGUCAGUGACUGUGACCACAACACCACACAAAUCAUCUGCUUUUGUUUUAAAGAAGAUUAUGAAUAUUCCUCCUCCAAAUAUACUGCAGGAUCAAGACGACGAUAUUGAGAAGGAGAAGCAGAGUUCAGCAGGUGAUGGUGAGUCAGGCGGGGCUGUGGGCGGUGGUUCAGGCCGCACAGGUGGAGUCUCCGCCUCUCUCACCCCCACCAUCUGGGACAAGACCAUCCCAUAUGACAGUGAGACCUUUCACCUGGAGUACAUGGACCUGGAUGAGUUCCUGCUGGAGAACGGGAUUCCGGUCACAAUGGAGGAGGAGCUGAGUAAGGUUCAGGGGGCGGAGUCACAGGGGUCCCUCACAGCCUCAGAUUCACCUUCGGCUGUCCCCCAGACGCAUGAAGAGAAAGAGGAGAAAAAGAAGGAGGAUGAGGAGAGCAAGCAGGAGUCUGUGAGGGAUGAAACAGAGCAGGAGGUGACAGAGAUGACAGAAGAACCCAAAGAUGAUCCAGACCCAGCGACACCUGCUUCUAUUGAUCCAGAAGAGAUUGAGGUGAACAUCUUGUUUCAGCCGGACCCUACAGAUCUGGUUCUGUCCAGUGUUCCUGGAGGAGAACUCUUUAACCCUCGCAAACAUCGCUUCACUGAAGACGACCUCAAACCUCAGCCCAUGAUCAAGAAGGCCAAGAAAGUUUAUGUACCUGAAGAAGCGAAGGAUGAUAAGUAUUGGUCACGGAGGAAGAAGAACAACGUAGCAGCGAAGCGCUCGCGAGACGCUCGGCGUCUAAAGGAGAAUCAGAUCGUCGUACGCGCCGCAUUCCUAGAGCGAGAAAAUGCGGCGCUGCGACAAGAAAUGGCCGAGCUGCGGAAAGACUGCGGCCGCUGCAAGAAAAUCAUGGCACUGUAUGAAACCAAAUAUGGAGCCAUAUAACAGACAAACUUCAUCUGGAUGAAACAGUCAUUCCUGUAGCUGAGGAUUCUGGGUAAUUCAGAUGCAUGAGGUGGUGAUGAGUGAAGAGCACAUGUUAUGUGUUAAUGUUAUGAUGAGAGGAUAUCAGGGGUGUGUUUCCAGUCACCAGGGCUUUCAGGAGACACGAGGUCUCCAUCAGAUCAAGUGGAUGUGCCAAACUGAACCACAUAAUAUAUAAAAUACCAUCAGUCAUGACAUUUACCUCAUCUCACCCCUCCCAUGACCCUGACAGGAGUGAUAUUCAUACCGAUAUCAACAGAUUAAUCACAUGAGAGUCUUCAUUGCACUAAAGUUUCCUCCUCAUGUUUGAGUCCAUGAUUCUUUACACAGAUGUUUACCGUGUGUAUAAAGUGCAUGGCUUGAUGUUAUAUGAAGCAAUUAUGUUAUAGAAUAAUCUUCAGUAUGAGGGUGAGGAUCGACUGCUCGUGUCUGAUAAUGAUUUCAGGAGGAUCUUUAUGGGCUUGAUAAUGAAGGUGUCGUCCUAACACAAACCCUUCAGUCUCUUUGGGUCAGAUGAGUUCUGGUGUAUAUAAAUGAAGCUGUUUAUCUUCCAGAAUGAUAUGAAUAUAUUCAUGUAGAUUUGAUCUGAGCUUUUCUCAUCCUGUUGCAAUUAUUCAGACUUUAUUUCUCUCUUUUAACACAAAUCUUUGUGCAGGGAUUUUAGCAGUGACUUUGAUCUUCUGAACUGGAUUUACUUUUAGUUUUCAGGAUUCAGUACAAGGCAAUAACAAAUAAUUCAUCUUUAUAUUGUGAUCAUGUUCGAGUCUGGCAGCUCAGCUCUGUGAAUGAAAAACCAUUCAUGGACUUAGAAAUGGUUUAAAAAAAAUUUUACACAAAUAUUAUCUGCAAACUUUAUAUUUGUACUUGUCUUGAUAUGGGAUAUAUAUGUAUGAAGCGUAAUAAAUGUACAUACACACCUCUGUUCCUCACACAAGAGACUUUACAUUUAUUUAUUACAUUUAUAUUUAAAAACAGCAAAAAUGUCUAAAUGGGCUUCCAGUUUAAAACUAAGGGUUAAAGUUUGUUUUUAAAGAGCACAAAGUGCUUCUAUAUCUUCAUUUUUUCAACAGCACAAACAUUUUUUGUAUAGUUAGGUCUUGUGUUUGACAAACAGUUUCUCUUCUGGUUUUAUAUUAUAUGUGUGUGCAGUACUAAGGAUUGUUUUGUAAAUGGGUUAAAUGUUAUAAUGUUCUGCAUGCUGAUGUCAUAGUGAUGCGUGCAGUGGGCGUGUCCUUCUCUCUUACACAUGUUACGUUCAGUGAUGUUUUUAUUCUAUCUGUAUAAUAUAAACACAUUCAGAUCUUUCAUCUGUUAAAUCACUGUGUUGAACAUGUAAUGUUUGUGAUAAAUAAAUGUGAUGAUGUUCAAAUGA